AUGGACAUCCUGUGCCAGUGUGAUCCGAAACUACAGCAGAUCAAGCCUGUGGACGGACAGUAUCCCCGUGAGCCGGAGUAGCUCCGCAAGCUCUCCAUUGGUGGGCUGAGUUUCGAGACCACCGACGAGAGUUUGCGGAACUAUUUUGAACGAUGGGGAUCCCUCUCAGAUUGUGUGGUGAUGACAGAUCCAGUCACAAAGAGAUCAAGGGGCUUUGGCUUUGUCACAUACAGCUCAGUGGAUGAAGUUGAUGCAUCAAUGGAGGCUCGUCCUCACAAGGUUGACGGUCCAGAGAGGUAAACUAUGUCUGAUGAUUCCUCUAGGCCAGGUGCUCACACGACGGUGAAGAAGAUCUUUGUGGGUGGAAUCAAGGAGGACACAGAGGAGCACCAUCUUAGGGACCACUUUAAUCAGUUUGGCAAGAUUGAAGUCAUCGACAUCAUGACUGAUAGAACCAGUGGGAAGAAGAGGGGAUUUGCCUUUGUUACAUUUGAUGAUCACGAUUCAGUCAAUAGGAUUGUCAUCCAGAAGUAUCAUACAGUGAAUGAUCACAACUGUGAAGUGAGGAAGGCUUUGUCAAAGGAAGAAAUUAACCGAUCAGGUAGGAAUUGGAGAAGGCCAAGAGGUGGACACUUUGGCAGAGGUGGUGGAUAUGGAGGUGGUUUUGAUGGAGGGCGAGGAGGUCGAGGAUAUGGUGAUAACGAUGGAUAUAAUAACUAUGGAGGCAAUGGUGAGUGUGGUGGCUAUGGUGAAGGCCCCGGUGGGUAUGGUGGCGGCAACCAGGGCUAUGGCGGAGGCGGCGGCUUUGGCAACCCGGGUGGCAGCUGUGGAGGAGGAUACAACAAGACAGGCGGUGGUGGUAACCACGGAGGUAGUAACUAUAGAGCUAACGGUGGCGGCAGCAGCACAGCUGGUGGUGGUGCUGGAGAUUGCAAUGACUUUGGCAAUUACAACAGCCAGUCGUCGUCCAGCUACGGCCCAAUGAAAGGGGGUGGCAGCUAUGGCAGUGGAGGGGGCAGGAGCAGCGGCCCAUAUGGUGGUGACGGUGGUUAUGGAGGGGGGCACCAGUGGUGGUUAUGGAGGGGGGCACCAGUGGUGGUUAUGGAGGGGGGCACCAGUGGUGGUUAUGGAGGGGGCUCCAGUGGUGGUUAUAGAGGGGGCUCCAGAGGCCGACGGUUCUGA
Messenger RNA from Salmo salar (Atlantic salmon), 1182 nucleotides. RefSeq lists its product as uncharacterized. Gene Ontology annotation, biological process: mRNA splicing, via spliceosome. NCBI's taxonomy places the organism in Eukaryota, Metazoa, Chordata, Actinopteri, Salmoniformes, Salmonidae. Gene Ontology annotation, molecular function: mRNA 3'-UTR binding. The record is from RefSeq and is a predicted model, not a curated record. Gene Ontology annotation, cellular component: catalytic step 2 spliceosome.